CCGCUCUAGGUGGGGCGGGGCUCCGCGAGAACCUCAUCCUGAAGGGAUAACUUGGGAAGCGGAGGCAGGCAGUAGAGAAGGGGUGUCCGACGGCGACGGAGGACGUGGUCUUUGCAGAUUAUCUUCUGGGGAAAAAAUGCCUAAAGUCAAAAGAAGCCGGAAAGCUCCCCCAGAUGGCUGGGAGUUGAUCGAGCCAACAUUGGAUGAAUUAGAUCAAAAGAUGAGAGAAGCUGAAACAGAACCUCACGAGGGAAAGAGGAAAGUGGAAUCUCUGUGGCCCAUCUUUAGGAUCCAUCACCAGAAAACCCGCUAUAUUUUUGACCUCUUCUACAAGCGGAAAGCCAUAAGCAGAGAACUGUAUGAAUACUGUAUUAAAGAAGGCUAUGCAGAUAAAAACCUGAUCGCAAAAUGGAAAAAGCAGGGAUAUGAGAACCUAUGCUGCCUGCGGUGCAUUCAGACACGGGACACCAAUUUUGGGACAAACUGCAUUUGCCGGGUCCCCAAAAGCAAGCUGGAAGUGGGCCGGAUCAUCGAGUGCACGCACUGCGGCUGCCGGGGCUGCUCUGGCUGAGGCCGUCGGGCCGACCCCUCUCCACCCCGGACUCUGGACUGCGCAGGUUUCUGCCUGUCACGCCACCCUUUCCUGGGAGCAGCUCCUCCUCAGAGCAGUUCCCCAGGCCCGAGUAGGAACAUGGUCUCUACGUGUGAAGGCUUUGGUGUUCAUCAGCUGUGAUUUGUAGAAAUAAAACUCUUAAACCUUU
Eubalaena glacialis (North Atlantic right whale) is the source of this 761-nucleotide messenger RNA. RefSeq names its product BUD31 homolog (gene BUD31). Gene Ontology annotation, cellular component: spliceosomal complex; nucleus. Gene Ontology annotation, biological process: mRNA splicing, via spliceosome. NCBI's taxonomy places the organism in Eukaryota, Metazoa, Chordata, Mammalia, Artiodactyla, Balaenidae. The record is from RefSeq and is a predicted model, not a curated record. Bases 137 to 571 code for a protein of 144 amino acids. The transcript is spliced from 5 exons.